AUGGACAAGAAGAAAGAGGAAUCAGAGAGUGAUGAGAAGAAAUUAUAUAUCACUUCAGAGAAUGGCGAAUCUUCGAGUUUUUCCAUAAUUUCCGGAGCAGAGCAGCUUGAUCAUUUUUCCCAAACAGGAACCCUUCCACAGGGUAGAGAAACAAUUGAAGUCGUCCUAAAACUUCCGGCGCUUCGGCUGUCCUCUUUACUUGCAGCAAUGGAAUUAGAAGAAGAUACAAAAAUUUCAAUUCCUGCGCCAUUCUCCAACCUCCCAAAAAUCUUAACUGGGCGUUCACUGAUCCCUCUCCCUCCCAACAAUGGAGAACAAGAUCAAAAUAGCUCAUCAAAUGAAAGAACAAUUACCUCAGGACCAAGCAGCUCCUCUUCUCCUUCUGAGCUCCCCCACAUCUCUAAUGCUGCUCCAGCCCUCUUCCUUCGCAUUGGCUCUUGGCAGGUGGUGCCCCAAAAUGAAGGUGAUUUGGUGUUGAGAUUUGAUUAUAGGACCAAGAAGAUAUCGUGGGAGAUUGUGAGGGAGGGGCCUUCCAAGCACAAGAUUGAAAUUGAUUGGUCUAACAUCAUUGGCAUUGAAGCUGCUACUGAAGAUCACAGACAAGGAAUCCUCCAACUUGAGCUGCAAAAACCACCAAGAUUUUACAAGGAGAUUGAAGCCAAACUACAGAAACAGUCCAAGUGGAUAGAUGAAUCAGAUUUCACAGAUGGCAGAGCUUCUUUAAAUAGGAGAUAUUUUUCCGUGUUUUCUCCGGGAGUGCUUGGUGCACAUUAUAAGAGAAUGAUGAAAAAUAAGCAUGUGUUAGAAGUAAGCCAAAAGUCAUUUCCAGCCACUUAUUCUCCUUACUUCCCCAAAGAUUAGAGAGGGACGGUUUUGUUUUUUUAUGUCUGCUUACUUUUACAGGUCGUUCUGCGUUUACAAGUCAAAUUUAUAGAAUGAGAUUGUAAAGUUGAUAGAGAUAUUUCGCAUGCUUGUGAGUUUGUUUGUCGGUGUCCCAAGUUCUGAAUUCACUAGUUACACAGACUAUAUUGCUA
Molecule: messenger RNA, 1034 nt
Organism: Momordica charantia (bitter melon)
Lineage: Eukaryota; Viridiplantae; Streptophyta; Magnoliopsida; Cucurbitales; Cucurbitaceae
Source: RefSeq, a predicted model, not a curated record